AUGGGAGAUAAAGAAGAUUAGUCGGGUUGCUUAUUCUUUGACCAGCCAAGAAGAUCUUCUGUAAAGAGCUGAAGGCAUGGCAAAGAGAUGGAUCCUGUUCCUCGGGACUGUUUUGAUGCUGUUGAGCGGCUGUUGUAAAGGGAGAACUCGUGGGAAGAAAUUUCUCACAGCAUUUCUGCUCAACCUCCGAGAAAGCCAGCCCAAUGCAAAAUUUGAGCUACUUAUCACUGCACAUCGUCCUGCAACCACAGUUACAGUGACUAUAAAUGAGCCUAACUUCCAAAAAAUAAUUUCCCUCAGUGAAGGACAUACAGUAUCAGUUCAGCUCCCAACCUCCACUGAGAUGCAAGGGACUGGUAUUUAUGAUAGUACAGUGCUAAUCCAAGCUAACAAAGAAAUCUCAGUCCUCUGUCAUAGCCACAAGGAUUACUCAACAGGUGCCACUGUCCUCUACCCAGACCACCAACUGGGCCAGUUGUACUAUGUGGUAACACCAGUGGAUGAUCUCCCACAUUCUUUCAAAGAGUUUGCCAUUAUAGCUGAUCAAGAUCCCACUCAAGUGAACAUCCAUCUAAAAGGACCAGUGACUUUCAAAAGGAAAGUUUACCCUGCUGGAAGCAAAUUGGUUAUAGAUCUCAAGGCCUUCCAAGUAAUCCAGUUGCAAAGCACAGAAGAUUUAUCAGGCACCCGGAUUGAAUCAACCAAACCUGUAGCUGUCUUGAGUGGACACAGCUGUGCUAAGAAGUUCACAAGCUGUGAUCAUGUUGUUGAGCAGCUCCUGCCAGUUCCCAACUGGGGAACCACCUUCAUUGUUCCUUCUCUGUCUUAUCAGAACAACUUUGAUGUGGCAUAUGUUGUUGCAUCCCAGAAUACUUUGAUUACAUAUCAAUCUGGAGUCAAAGAAAAAUCCCACAAUCUUGUAGCUGGGGAAGUUUUCCAGAUUGCCCUAACAAGUUCAGAGCCACUCUACAUUUCAGCUGAUGCUAAAAUCCAGGUCCUUUCCUUCUUUACCGGUGCUACUACGGGUAACAGAUCCUACACCCAACUCCUUCCUCUGGUUUCUGAAGCCCCAGAAGGGAGCAGUAUCUAUGAUCCAUUCCUCAUCAACAUUCCAUCUCUGGCAAGUUAUUGCAGACAAUAUCAUGUUUAUGAGAUGAAGCAGAAGGAUAAUUACAUAGUCAUCAUAGCCAAUACUUCAGAGUCAAGCCAGAUCAUAUUAGGAAAGAGGGCCAUUGAAAACGUCCACUGGAGACCAGUUCCUGGUACAGACUAUUCUUGGGCUGAACUUCUCUUGGGCUCAGAAGCAAAGGCCCUCUCUGUAGAGCACCCUACAAGUCCUUUUGGACUCUUAAUUGCUGGAGGCUCAUACCGGGAUGGCUAUGGUUCUGUGGCCCUUUGCUCCUGCAGAUUAUCAAGUUCUUCUUCCGAGAAGCCACAAGAAUUGCCACUGACUACACCUGUCAAAAAAACAAAAGAAUCAUUGCUGUAUCCUUAUGGGACGGACCAAGGAGAUGCAAAGAACCCCAAGGCAGAUGAUGGCUCAUCUCCAAAAAUCUCUACUGAUGUAUCUUUUCCCUUCUAUGGCAAGGAUUAUCACUAUCUCUACGUAGACAACAAUGGUGUGAUCUCCUUUGGUAUGACACUUCCAGAAUUUGCAUUUACUCCUGAUCCUUUACCCUUGAAGGAUGGACCACCCCUUAUUGCCCCAUUUUGGGGUGAUGUCUACACUCCUAUAAAGGGAGAAGUCUUCUGGAGGCAGACUUGGGACUUUAACCUCCUUAAACGUUGUACUGAAGACAUCAAUCAGUUCUUUCCUGAGAUCUCUUUCACAGCUGCCUGGGCCUUUAUUGCAACUUGGGACAAUGUGGCCUAUUAUGGGUCAAAAACAAAGAAGGUCAACACUUUCCAGGUUGUUUUGACCACUGAUGGAGAACUAUCCUUUGUCAUGUUCAACUAUGCGGAUAUUCAAUGGACCACAGGGACAGCCAGUGGUGGGAAUGCGAAGACGGGCCUUGGAGGAAUCCCAGCUCAGGCUGGAUUUGACAAUGGAGACAAAGUAAACUACUAUAUCAUGCCUGGAUCCCGCACUUCUGAUAUUAUCAAUAUUGCAGAAACGAGCAAUGUGAACAGCCCAGGUUUCUGGAUCUUUCAAGUGGAUCAAAUUGUGAGCGGCGUCAGCACAGACUGCUACUUUUGAAUCGUGCAACAGCUUCUCUCUCGCUCUGCAAAUCCCUCAGAUUCAUUUGUGUGCUGGGUAUAUUUGAGGCAGAAAGUUUCAACAUCUCAAAGUGAUUCAUCCCAACUUUUACUACAAAUAAAUCAAUCCUUAACAUAAUGGAA
This is a messenger RNA of Python bivittatus (Burmese python), 2340 nucleotides long. Its product is annotated as IgGFc-binding protein-like. The record is from RefSeq and is a predicted model, not a curated record. Gene Ontology annotation, biological process: cell-matrix adhesion. Lineage: Eukaryota; Metazoa; Chordata; Lepidosauria; Squamata; Pythonidae.